This is a messenger RNA of Liolophura sinensis, 3808 nucleotides long. RefSeq lists its product as uncharacterized. The record is from RefSeq and is a predicted model, not a curated record. The coding region runs from base 50 to 1591 and encodes 513 amino acids. The transcript is spliced from 6 exons. NCBI's taxonomy places the organism in Eukaryota, Metazoa, Mollusca, Polyplacophora, Chitonida, Chitonidae.
UGUCAGCCAUUCCGACCUGAACAGGAGCAGAACAAGGAGGCACAUCAGCAUGAAUCAGCAGCCCCAUGAUGUGUUUGACAGUCCUUCUUCCCAUACCAAUGGCUACAGCACCACUGCUAAACCACAGGUCCACAGAACCUCUAGUUCAGUAAGGAGAACUCCUGUGAGAAGUGCUCUGGAUAUCCUUGCUGACAAGAUUGCCAGUGCUGUGAUACGGGAGAGCCCUUUGGCCACUGACUUUAAGGACUCCACUGACAACACGCCCACCCUACUUACUCCAGACUUUAACCUGGACAAUCCUGCGGAUGCUAUGGAUGAGUCAGUGUUUGCCUCCAGGGACCUGAUAGGAAGAAGUCCUGUUGGGGUGUUUGUCUCGUCUCACACACCACGUAGACCAGUCACCUCAGACACCGAGGCUCAUCUUAGAACUUCAGAGUUCAGAAGUUUUUUGAUAGAAGAGGAUGAAGAUAAAGAAAAUGAAAUCGAUAAAUUUGAUAUACAGAGAGACAAGGAAAGACUUUCCAAGACUGAGACAGAAGUCUAUCACCGUUGUAAUAAUGACAAGCCACAGGUGAUCCGUGGAACUAUGGAUCAUGUUGAUACAUCUGAUGAUAACAUGGACAGCGUGCCUCCAGGUCUAGAGCUUUCCCCAUCCCCUAGUCCUGUAGUGCCCGAAAAGCCCUCACACAAACCAGGGUCAGGAGAUUUUGAAGAUGACAGUGUAUUUGUGCCUGUACAGGAAGGUUUACAGUAUACCUCACCCUACAGGCCGAAGAUGUCUGGUCAAGCAGAGUCUCUUCAUGAAAAGAUUGAGCGGUACAAGCAACUACGCUCAACAAUUCUCAGCAAUGUUACAUCACAAAAAAGUCCUGAGAAACAGGAAAUGAUUGAGGAGGUUAAAGCGAUGUCUAGUCCAGGUUUUUCCAGGAACCCUGAUGACCCUGUUCAACAUUUGUAUAUUUCUGAUCAGGAUGAUGCAUUAGGUUGUGAGGAAGCUAAGCAUAGUCCAGUUGACACAACCAAAAACCAUUGGGUAAGUCACACGCCAGAACGUCAGUAUCGGCUGACGCCAGCUCAUCGUGAAGAGUUGUACAGUUUGCAAGUGGACGAUUUAUUAGAUCUUAAUACCAGCAAAACUGACUUCAGUAGCUCUGAUGGCAGACCUCACACCACAGCACGUCUUUCUACUUCUCUCCAAGAUUUUAGCAUGGGGAAGAAAAUGGAAGAAGAUUUUCUUCACGAAGAACCUUUCUCCAAAAAUCACUUGAUACCAUUUGACCUUGAUCUAGACAUUGAAGGUGACAGUCAAGGAAUGUCUAGAAUCGGCCCACUGAAAACCCAGUCUCCUAAUAACUCCUCCAGAGCUGAUCGCCAUGUUACCUUCAGCCCCAAGGAAUCCCCUGACUCCUAUAAACAGUUAUUCUCUCUGGACGUGGAGGAUUUAGACUUUGGAGACGUUCGCCACUCGAAAGAGACAGAAUAUGGAGCUAAAUCUAGUCCCACACAUGCAGGGAAGUCACCCAUUCUUGAUGAUAGCUGCUUGUUUCUGGAUUCCUCACUAAACUUAGAGGGUUCCUUCCUUGUGUCAUAGUCGACUGUCUAAGAAAUGAGGAUUACAGGACUUCAGUAGGACCACUGUGCUGUGGCAUACUCCCAAAUAGUCACUGCUGCUUUCAAGGAACAAGGAAGUUAGAGGUCUUCACAAUGUGAAGUGACCACAUCAAGUUUAACAGGACAAGAAAGAUUCACAAAGAACGCUGUGGUGUUGUAAAAAAAUGACCACAGCCUCUAGUGCAGUAUAAAGAAGAUAAGAAGACUUCAUCUGGUUGGGAUAUUUUCUCAAAUUACCACAGCACCAAGACAAUUUAAAGGGCCUCACGAGGGCUACUAAGUUACUGUGAUAUUUUAUCACAUCAUCACAGCCUUUUUUUUUACAGAAUGAAGAGGAUAAGACAACUGCACCAGGACUGGAAAUCAGUACUAGUAUGACACAUUUAUCCACCUGUUAUUCGGAGGGAAAUCAUUCAGUAUUGAUAAAAAAAACCUUCUGUGAUACAUGCAGGCGUUACAAAAUCAGGACACUGUAUUGCUAAUGGAGUCAUUACACUGUGAAAAAAUAAUUGAAUCUAACUUUUACAUAUUUUUUAAGUUAGUUGUUUUUCUGCUGAGAUUUUCACGAUGUUUUUUUGUUACCAAUGCAUUUAUUUUCUUAAAAAGUACUAAUUGUGUGUCACCCAACUGCUUACCAUUAAUGCAUAUAUUACUUUGAUCAAUUUAAAUAUUUUGAGACAUAAAUUCACAGAAUGUAAGUCAAUUUCAAUAUCUUUAAAUUUUUUUGUGGAAACAGCAGUAGUAAUUUAUUUUUUGUGCAUGUUGAUGAAUUAGGACUGACUUCGUCUUUCACACAAAUUUAUAUUCAGCUAUUUUCAGGUGUGGUUCUGGCUCAGUGUUCUGUUGAUAACUUCCACUUCAGUCUUUCCAUUUAUAUAGAAGAAGGGGCCUCCAGGGCCUAGUGUUUAGCAUGCUAGUGUAGCACAGUGACUCAGGAGCCUUUUCACCAAUCAUGAAUGUAAUCGCUGUGAGUUCAAGUCCAGCUCAUGCUGUCUCCCUCUUCCGUCGUAUGUGGGAAGUUCUGACAACAUCCUGCGGAUGGCUGUAGGUUUCCUCCUCCCGUAAUACUGACCGCCAUUAUAUGAGUAAGGCGUAAAACCACAGUCAGAUAACUAAAAUAAACAAACUUAAAUACACGGGCCCUUUGACCUUAUUUUGUAAACGGCAAUAUGCAGUGUAUGAGUCUGUUUUGAGACAUAUCCUUCUCUUUUGUUGUUGAUAUCCACAGAAAUACAAGAUACAUGAGUUAUUCUGAUAAUUCGUUCUUUUUUCUGAAAGGAUUGCCAUUGUGGUGAAUAUAACAGCAGAUGAGCUAUAAUAUAUCAAUUUAAAUACUUUGAGACGUAAAUUCACAGAAUAUAAGCCAAUUUAAAUAUUUAAAAAAAAAAAAAUAUUUUUUUUUAUGGUUUGUACAUGGUCCAGUCUUGUAUUCUGAAUAUCAAGGUCCAAUCCUUACCUCACGAAAGAAGAAAAAGUCCGCCGGACAGAUUUGGAUGAUUUAUACACUGCAUUAUAGUAAUUACAGGAACAGUUUUUAUUAGCAAGCAACGUCCCCUUAAUUAAUAAAGGAUGUGGAUUAGAAUGGCUUGAGAAUAGAGUCACGGCUCUGAUGUUCAGAAGUGUUUUAGUAGUAUUAAAAGCUUGGAAUUAACUUUAAUCUGUAGUGAAGUCCAACCGGUUUUGUAUGAGAACAGACUGAUAUAAAGAUUAAAGCCUAGCUGAAGUUUUAAUACACUUUUGAACAACAGGCCUGGGGCCUGUAUUUAACUGAAGAGUCUCGGACCGGUUGUUCAAAAGCGCGUUAAAAGUUAAGCCAGGCUUAAAAAUCUAAUACAAAACUAAUGACACUUCAGUCCAGACUUCAGUUAAUACCGAGCUUAUAACCGCUAAUACACUUUUUUAAUAACCCUGUUUCAUAAAGUCAUGUAAGCAUAUAUGUUCAUUUUCCUCAGACAAACAUCAGCUAAAAGUGCUUGUUUUAUUACAAUUUAGAAAGUUGUGUAGAGAAAUGAAAUGUGUAUAUAUUUCAAGAAAAAAAGUUUCCAUCACAUUUGUUAUUUAAGGUUUUUCCAAUUUUGACAUGUAGGUGGAGAGAAUUAUGGGCAAUUUGUUUCCUUUUAUCAGUUGACAGUUACUCUUGAACUGAUUGGUUUUCAUUUAAAAUACAACAUAUGAAGGUAAUGGAAUAUGAAUGGUG